ACUUACAACUCUUGUACCAUGACAGACUAUUCCUCACUGUGGUGUGCGACAACAAGCAACUAUGAUAAAGACUUUCUGUGGACAACAUGUUCAAGUGCUAAGAUAGCUGGUGGAAAUGCUGUUGGAGCCUCUUGUGUUUUCCCUUUCAUCUAUAAGGGACAAACUUACAACUCUUGUACCAUGACAGACUAUUCCUCCCUGUGGUGUGCGACAACAAGCAACUAUGAUAAAGACUUUCUGUGGACAACAUGUUCAAGUGUUCCAGCAGUUACUGAAAAGCAGAAAGCAGCUUAUUGUGUUUUCCCUUUCAUCUAUAAGGGACACACUUACAACUCUUGUACGAUGACAGAUUAUUCCUCUCUGUGGUGUGCGACAACAAGCAACUAUGAUAAAGACUUUCAGUGGACAACAUGUUCAAGUGUUCCAGACAUUGACAAAAAGGCCAAAGCAUCUUCUUGUGUUUUCCCUUUCAUCUAUAAGGGACAAACUUACCAUUCUUGUACCAUGACAGACUCUUCCUCUCUGUGGUGUGCGACAACAAGCAACUAUGAUAAAGACGGUCGGCUAACAACAUGUUCAAUCACAGGUAUCGAAGCCUCUUGUGUUUUCCCUUUCGUCUAUAAGGGAAAAACUUACAACUCUUGUACUAUGACAGACUCUUCCUCUCUGUGGUGUGCGACAACAAGCAACUAUGAUAAAGACAGUCGGUGGACAACAUGUUCAAGUGUUCCAGAAGUUACUGAAAAGCCCAAAACAUCUUCUUGUGUUUUCCCUUUCAUCUAUAAGGGACAAACUUACAACUCUUGUACCAUGACAGACUCUUCCACUCCAUGGUGUGCGACAACAAGCAACUAUGAUAAAGAUGGUCGGUUGACAACAUGUUCAAUCACAGGUAUCGAAGCCUCUUGUGUUUUCCCUUUCGUCUAUAAGGGAAAAACUUACAACUCUUGUACUAUGACAGACUCUUCCUCUCUGUGGUGUGCGACAACAAGCAACUAUGAUAAAGACAGUCGGUGGACAACAUGUUCAAGUGUACCAGCAGUUACUGUAAAGUCCAAAGCAUCUUCUUGUGUUUUCCCUUUCAUCUAUAAGGGACAAACGUACAACUCUUGUACCAUGACAGACUAUUCCUCUCUGUGGUGUGCGACAACAAGCAACUAUGAUAAAGACUUUCUGUGGACAACAUGUUCAAGCCAAGCCAUCAGCAAUUGGUGAAGGAAAACCUCUGCAAUGUUCAUUAAGGCUACUUGCAGUUCUUUCAUUCUUCAAAUGCAUACUUUUUAAGUUAGCUUUCCUCUCCAUAAUCCUAAAUUGCAAUUAAAAGUUAACCCAUAGAUAAUAGGUAUUGCUUCAAAUCAAGUCUGGAAUAUAAAUUAGCCUUAUGCAGACAGAAUUUUAACUUGUUCUGUUACACUGUUUAUUUGCCCUUCUCCUUAAGAAUUGUGUUCAUUACAAAUCUACUCCCUCCCAUUCAAACACAUGUAAACCAUUAUUUGACUUCAUAUGUACAGUGUCCAUUUUUCACUUCCCCAAUCAUCAAAUAUCAGUAUUAUAUCAAUGGUAAUUUAAAACCUUGUCAUUUAUCAAACAUCAGUACUAUUCUGUAUCAUGUAUCAGUAGUCACUUACAACCUCUUUAUUUGAAACCUCGUCGUUUAUCAAACAUCAGUCAUCGCUUUUCAUUUUCUGUCUUUUUUCAAUGGAACCAAUCAGUAGCGUGAGCGACAACAGGGGGCGUGAGGAAUGUAGAUUAGCAACAUAUAUAAUGGAGCCCAUUGGUUUAUUGAAACAUCAAUCAAACAUCAAUCAUUGUCUUACUGAAAUAUCAAUUAAAUACUUGCAGUUUGUUGCCGUCUUUAUACCCGAAUGGCGCUAAUGAUAUGAAGCGCAAGUGUGCAAAAUCAGAAGCAGUUAUGAGGUAAAAAUCGGCUUACUAUCUCCUAAGUACAACAUAAUUUACCAAACACAGAUGAUAAUCUCUUGUAUAUACAAAUUACUAUGUUGUACGUAGGAUAUGUUAUAAGAAAGAGUUAUUGUCUCGAGAUUAAAUUACUUUAAAAAAUAAGAAAAUGCUGAUUAGGUUUUGUUAAUUAUUAAAAGGUUCUGGUGCUUGAUUUCAUCUCGACUUCAGUACUUAGCGACUCAUUAGGGAAAUGUUCAGACUGAAGUCACCGUGCCUCUUGCUGUGGUAAUGAAGCAUUGUGUGUUGUUAUUAAUCAAACAUUUCAUUUAUCCUCUUGCGUAAUACAGUUCAGCAUGUGGGAGAGCAACAUUGGUUAGCUCUGGAUGGGAAGCAAAACGAUUGCUGGACACAUGCAUUGAUUCACAAGGAACAAGGUCAGCAGUCAUUUCAAGGCAAGGGUGUCCAGCUCCGGUCCUGGUGGGCCACAGUGGCUGCAGGUUCUCUUUCUAACCCUUUUCCUAAUCAGCUAGCAGUU
Molecule: messenger RNA, 2437 nt
Organism: Polypterus senegalus (gray bichir)
Lineage: Eukaryota; Metazoa; Chordata; Cladistia; Polypteriformes; Polypteridae
Product: epididymal sperm-binding protein 1-like
Exons: 9
Coding region: 19-1215 (398 amino acids)
Cellular component (GO): cell surface
Molecular function (GO): heparin binding
Source: RefSeq, a predicted model, not a curated record